Molecule: messenger RNA, 1578 nt
Organism: Drosophila subobscura
Lineage: Eukaryota; Metazoa; Arthropoda; Insecta; Diptera; Drosophilidae
Product: putative inositol monophosphatase 3
Exons: 2
Coding region: 343-1419 (358 amino acids)
Biological process (GO): phosphatidylinositol phosphate biosynthetic process
Cellular component (GO): endomembrane system
Molecular function (GO): 3'-nucleotidase activity
Source: RefSeq, a predicted model, not a curated record
GUUCUGUUUUGUUUGUCUUGCCCCCCGACGAAGAGUGUGGUGUGUGGGGUGUACGAAAACGCGAAACGUGGACGUGUGGGAGCUGCUCAGCUCUGCCGCUGGCGGCAGAACGCGGCACAUUUCUCUGCUUCUUCACAUUGGCCAGGUGGAAAUUUGUUGUUGGCUUAGCUGCUGGGCGAGUCGAAAGAAGGCAAACAAAAGAGAAACAAACACAGAUACGGCAUACAGAUACAGAUACAGCCACAGCCAGAGAGAUACAGCAUCAUAGAUAUUGGUGAUCUGGAAGUGGCUUAGUCGCUGGUCCGCCGCCCCGCUGCUCUCACCUCUUCCCCCCCGCUCCCGAUGAGCUUCACCAGCAGCGAGAUGAACGGACGCUCAAUACGCAUCAAUCGUGUGCCGGCCACCAUUUGCGCCAUCCUGCUGACCAUUGUGCUGGUCUACUUUCUGAACUUCCACCAGGAGGAGCGGCCCGCGAUCUAUGGCAAGCUGCGCAGCGACAAUCCCAAUCGGGUGAACCUGCGCAAGAUGCUGAUCGCCGCCAUCCAGGCGUCGCAGCGCGGCGGCCUCGAGGUGCUCGACGUGGCCCGCUCCCGGCAGCUGAAGGAGCGCAGCAAGGGCCAGACGGACGAGGGCGUCAACGAUCCGUUUACGGAUGCCGACGGCCGCUCCCACUGCGUCAUGAAGCAGGGACUGCAGCGCAUUUUUCCACGUGUUCGCAUCUACUCGGAGGAGGACAAGGAGCACUGCAAGGAGUCGCACAGCUACGAUCUGGACCCCACGGUGCUGCACGAGACGGCCCAGGUGCCGGAUGUGUCUGUCAAUGCGCAGGAUGUCACCGUGUGGGUGGAUCCUCUAGAUGCCACCAAGGAGUUUACAGAGGAACUCUACGAGUAUGUCACGACCAUGGUGUGUGUGGCUGUGGCCGGUCGUCCUGUCAUCGGUGUCAUUCACAGUCCCUUCAACGGGCAGACGGCCUGGGCCUGGGUGGGCAACUCCAUGUCGGAGUAUCUCGCGGGACUGCAUCCAGCGCACGCCGAGGAGCAUGACUCGCCGCCGAUUAUCACCGUUUCGCGCUCGCACACCGCCGGCGCCAAGGAUCUGGCACGCGGCAUCUUCGGGGAGCAAGUGAAUCUGCUGACGGCCGCCGGCGCUGGCUACAAGGUGCUCCAGGUGGUGGCCAACAAUGCCACCGCCUAUCUGCACACCUCCAAGAUCAAGAAGUGGGACAUUUGUGCGGGCGAUGCCAUACUGCACGCCCUCGGCGGCACCAUGACCACACUCAACGACCAACUGAUCCACUAUGGCCCGAACGAGUCGCCGGUGAACACGGAGGGGCUGCUGGCCACCCUGGAGAAGCACGACGAGUACAUGGAUCAGCUGGCCAAGUAUCGCACUGCGCACAAUGGCAAGCUAACGUAGAAGCCCUCAUACUGCUCCCAUGUGAUCCCCCUGCGCUACCGCACCACUCAAGCACCCACCACUUCCAUUUCUCAAGGGUCGUAGCCAUCGGCCAUCGAAUCUGUUCAGUGUUUAGGCAGCCAAACAGCAUAGCAUACGAGAAUAUAUAGUUCUAAGUUC